ACUUCACACAAGAGCCAUUUUCCUGCUGUUGCCUUGGGAACGUUGUGAAGUGACAUCAUCAGAAAGCUGCAAACCCCGCGAAGAAGACAUGAUGAAGUCCGCAAAUCACUCUCAUUUGCCAACAAAAGCGGAAGUCGACGCUGGACAGCCACUUUGCCACCGCCAAACACUCGAGGAUGGUUACAGCAGCAGCGGAAGCAGCUCACCUACACCGAGGCGGCAACUUCCAAAACACUUGCUAGGGCUGAAAGAACCAAGCAUGAAAAUGGAAAUGGGGCAUGGAGCUGGGUGGGGCGGCUGGGAGGAGAAAUGGCAGCCAGGGUGGCACGCUGACUGGAGGAGUGCCAACUGCUCUCAAGCAGGUGGAAGAAUACUGAUGUACUCCCUCCGAGCGCCGCCGCCGCUGCCCGUCGCUGAUCUCCCUGUAGUCGGGCUAAUGGAGCCUGGACAACUGGGCAACCGGAUGCUCCUGUUGGCUCACUCCACUCCACUUCAGCUGGGUCAGGAGGAGUGUGGUUCCACUGGUUCUUCAAUGGAGACUUUUGUAGAGGCCUACGUCAUUCAUUUGGCUGGUUACCAGCUAUGGAUCAUAUUUCCCAUGGUACCCACAAAGCAAAGCCUCAGUCGCUCUCAGACGAACAAACAAACUAAAUCUCAGUCAUCACCGUCUCCACACUGUGUUUUCUUGUGUAAAAUUGUCUCGUGCAGAAACUGUCCAGAGGAAAAAUUUCCAGAAUCCCUCUCAGUAACCAAGAACACCACCACCACCACCACCACCACUCCCACACCCUGGAAGGCCCAGACUCCUGGGGAGCUCCAAACACUAGCAGCUGGCCUGAAUACUGAUGGAGCUCUCUCUGGAUCUGAUUAAAGCCCCGCUCGGCAGAAUCAGACAGUAGACAUAAAUAUCUGGGGGCAUUUGAGAGAGAGACGAGUCGGUUAAAGAGUACCGAGCGUGGAUCGGGUUUCUACCCCUGAUGAAAAUCGAUGCGACUUGACCGGUCGCAGACUGACUCAACAUGUCAGCUCUAAAGAGACCAGCCAUUAUAUCAUUAGAACUAAUUUCAUCUUCCCCUUCUUGUGUCUCCAUUGUUACUCAGUCAUUUAGCGAAGAUGUGCAUCCAUUGUCAUUUUUUAACGGUCUUCAAACACCGACGCUGAUUUGAAUUACCAAAGUGGGUUUCUCUUUGUGGUGCGUGUGUGUGGAGAUAAUGGUUCUAAAUUGUAAAUAAAGUUAGGAUUCAAAAGCUGUCGGUAGGUCAAUAUUCAUGAAGGCAAUCCAUUUUUUAUGGAGUGUCCAAAAAUGAGUAGAGAAAAGAACCUGGUUUACUUAACUGCUUUUGUUCUACAAGUUAUUCAGGAGUCAGUUCAUCCGAAGUACAAUCAGUGGUAUCUAGCCAUGCAGAUAGUUUCAAGUUUCAUUUGCCUAUUAGCUGUAAUCACGUAAGAUUUUAUGUCAGCAUUAGGAGUCCUCCUUAAUGGUGCUAAAAGUCCCUGGUUUCCUAAUGUGUCUUUACAGACCUGCUGAAAAUAUUCACUACAUGAACGGUAAAGAACGCUUGAGUUAAAAGAAAGGACAGACUUGACUCUGUUAGUUUAAAUUUACACUAAGUCUAUACACUGUAUGAUUAUUAAAUGUACACUGCAUGAACUACCAAACAAAAUGGGGUCUGAAGAGGGCAUUUUAUCUCUCACCAUUGACAUAGGUGAUAUAAAGAUGGACACUUCCUCCCACUGUACAAAAAUGUCAUUUCGAGCCAUGCUCUACACAGUAGUGAUCAGGCAACAUCAAGUUGAUGCCCACACACCUGCUGUACCCAAUUACAGGCUGCACUCAUCUGUCAAUCAUGAUGCCAUGAGGAAAAUGAACAAUUGAACAUACAGCAACGCAAUAAUAAUUACCUAAAAUAACAUGACCAUCUUUGGGAAAAAUGUAUUGAUGUGUACUUGAGUUUUGUGUGUGGUUGGUUUUCCCAAGAAAAUGGACUGGGACGUAUUUAGAUUGGAAUUCAGGAAUACUGAACAUCUGACCGAUGGCUGAAAAUUUGAACCCAUUUAAGUUGGAUUUUUCGACUUGAACAAAAAUUUGAAGAAAAAAGUUUGUUAUUUAUAAUAUGAGAAGAAGAGAUGUUUAUUUGUUUUAUUUAUUGGUUAUGAGAUGUUAGUCCAUCCACACAUUCAAACGGAAUGUCCUUUGUAAGGCCCACAACACUGAAAAAUGGAAUGAUUUUAAGACAUUCUCAAAAAAAAUCUCUUUCCAGAAUCAGUGUCCCUCGUACUAGAUGAUCCACAUCAUUGUGAACAGUUUGUAAAGGGACUAGUUUCAUGGCUGAAAGUAGUUCCAACAACACUCUUCAGUUUUACCUCAGUAUGUCUUCUCACAUUAUAGUUAUGCCACUUUGCCCAACUUGCCCAUUGAGUGUGUUCAUCACAUCAAUUAUAUUCCACAAUAUCUUUUCCAUCCAUUUGUGAUAACAAAUGUUGUCACGGUGUCAGUUCUCCCUCCCUGGCACAGUGACAUGCAAAGCUUCUGCUCUUCAAGCAAUGCUCAGAUAUCUCCACUAGAGGCUCCCUGUUGAGUGUAACACACACACUCACUCCUCCUGUGGCCACACACACAAACACUCUUUAUUCACUCCCUCAUGCUGUUCUCCUCAAACACACUCCUACAGAACAGGGACCGGGGUGGAUUGCUAUUUGGCGUUGCAGGGCAUUAGCCGCUGAUGUCUUAACACUUGUAAAUGAACCCUCCGCCCCUCCUAAUCUGUCACUUUAAUGCACUAUAGAUUUUAUUUCAGCCUCUGUAGUAUCACAUUCUCAAUAAUAAUCAUCAAGCAGACGCUGUUGUCCCCUCCUGCAGAAAUUAAAUCUCGCCGCUGAGUGCACAACUAAUAAAAGAUGUUGCCCGAGGAAAUAAAAAAAUAAAUAUGAUGAAUCAUAAGCAGCAGGGAUUUGUAUUCAGAUGCGAAAGACAAUUACACAAAGAGUUUGAAUUUAUCAGCCGCUUCGCCUCUCAAAGGCUCAAUAACGGGCCACCACCGCCGGGCGCUGGGAGCUGCAUGCUCUCACACGCACGCACACACACACACACACACACACACACACACACACACACACACAUACACAUAUACACGUAUCACUCUCAUGGACAUCUGCGCAGACAGUGUACAAACAAACACACUCAUGCAUAUUAUGCAUAAAGCAUCCGGGCAUACACACGUUUGCUCUCGCACUCUUUGACGCGCGGACACACACAAACCCACACGCUACCAAAGGGCUCCUUUAUUUAAGUGUGUGCUUGAUGAUGAAUAAUGUCAAUUUAAGAUAUUCCGUAAUUUUCUAUAGGGCCACUGUUGAGUGAUCUUACCAGGGAACUACAUUUUAAGCCAUGAUUUCUAUGUCAAACUUUUCUUGUGGUGCAGUAUGUGUGUCUGUCAGCUUUUUGUGGUGAUCAAGGUUUAAUAACACACAUUUUUGUACUGAAUAAUCAAAAUAUAGUCAGAAUAAUAAAUAACUUUAGUUUUACAACUGUUAGGAACUUGACAUCAAAGGGCCGUUUUUUGACUCGAUAGCUACUUGAACUAUGAUCCCACAGAAACUAAAUUCCUAAAAUCAGGAAAUAUCUCUCUUUCGACCACCCCACUUCACAUUUCCAGCACAUGGAUGUAAAGGAGACAUGACAUAAAUCGAAAAUAAAUCAAUAUAUAACAUUAUAAUAUAUAACAUUAUUUCACUAGCUAUGGUAGCUCCCUUCACUUUAAGUUUACAGCCUGUCUCUAUUUUGGAGUAAAUCAUGGCUGCCAAAGUUCGUGCUGACUGCAGCGUUACUCUGAAAGAGGCUAAAUCUAGCACAAACUAUUACAGAGGAGCUAAAUUUUGUCCCGAGCUCCGUCAGUUGGAGCGCCGUUAAUUUUCCUGAAUCCUUAAAUGCUUUCCCACUCCCAGGUUUUUUGCUCAUCCUUUAACAUCAAUGAGGUGACUGUUUUCUUAUACAUAAUAUGUGUAACAUUUUUUUUUUUUACAACCAAACGCUGCUUUCUUAUAUACCCGCGCUUUCUUUUACAAUCCAGAAAAAGGCUUCUCACCACAGUAUCAGUUCGGCUACACUCACAUUAUCCACUGGAAUGUAACAUUUUUGUGAGAAAAUGAUUAAAUUGGCUGAAUUAACAUCACAUCUCAUGCACCAUCUAGUAAUGUACGUCUUUUUUUUUCAUUUUAUUUACCCAGAUUUCUGCAAAUACAUAAAGAAACAAAAAAACUACUCUGGAUGGCUAAUCCACAGAACAUGCUGUUAACUUUCCAUUGGGACUAUUUUUUACACAAAGUAUAUCUCAAAGAUGUCUUCCCAAGGUCAGGUCUAAUAAUACCAAAACUAUUUGCAUAAAAUUGUGUUGUAAUUUGUGUGAGGCAGUACUUUAAUCUCUAAUGUAGUAAAAAGGGGGAGAUCAAUUAUGUAUUUUAAUAUGGGUAUUUAUGACACGCAACUUGAAAACAAGCACAAUAAGAUGAAACAAAACACCGCACCGAAAAACUCAAUUAGUUGUCCUAAUUGUGGAUAACUUAUGUGUUACUUCAAUUGAUCCUCCGUAAAAUCUAAACCUUGAAAGUUCAGUCGUCACUGACUUAGUGUACAAACAUUCAAAGCCUUUCAUUUUAAAGUGAUCCACAUUGUGUGUUUUGGAUCUAGUAGUACAGAUAGAACACAUGAGAGUCUAUAGCGACUUGUUGUCGCAACAGUCACUGAAGAAUAUUGGGUGCAGCGCAGCGUUAAGACUCAAACGAGAAGCAUUUGGGCACAGUGAAGUGAACCUUGAGUGUACAUAGCAACAUUGGUCUGUUCCAGUGACGGGCCACACUGCCCACUCGGUCCAAGUAAAGCACUGAAUUAUGGCCCAUAUCUGCUGGCCAGAAAAACAGGUGCCAAUGACAUUGCAAUAUCUUGACUUACUCUGUGACAAUCACUGGUCUUAUUAAGGCCUGGAAUGAAGGCCUAUGUCAUACACUCCUUUGUCCUUGCUACCAGACCUGGACCACCUAUGGACCAAAGUCAUGUUGUAUUUUGGCCAAAAAGUGCUGUGUGGCCGAUCACUGGACCAGACCAUUUUUGCUAUGUUGUACUGCCAAACUUGUGAGGACCACAUGUCCCUAAAAAUGACAGAAAGAUAGAAGAAGAUACUUGGCUUGUUCUUUCAUUUGGAAUCAAUCAAACAGAAAAGGAGCUACAUGUCCAGAAAUGUAAUAAACUCUUUAAGCAAUGAGAACGUUAAAAGCAGAAAUAAAGUCCAUUGUGUGUUAAGCUUUACCUUGCCUGACUUUUUCUUUUCUUUCCUACAUGCUGUAAUUACAUAUUACAAGUCAGCCAAGCACAGUCAGCUCUGAUCACUGUGAUGUGAGAACAACCAGCUUCUACUCGGCAGCGGUGCUUCACACCACAAAGCUGCCGGACAAAUGUCUCCCCGGAUAGCUCACACCUAACCCCUUGUCAUCCUUCUCCUCUCCUCGCCGGCUCUUCCUCCUCUCCCCCCUGUCCUCUGUCCCUGGCUCUCCUCUCCUCUGCCUGGCUAGUUGACAGUUAGAGUCAGCCGGGGUCAUCUCCCCCACUUCCCAGGGGUUUGAAGGGUGCAGCACUGGAGCUGGAAGCCCCACGCCCCAGCGGCUCCCUGACUUGCCCCCAGCGAGAAGUGAGUGAAGUGCGGGGAAGUGUGGGUCACUCUGCUGGGAGAGCAGGCUGCAGGCCCGGAGGUUUGGCCCAGACCCGGCGCUCCUCCUGUAGUGAGACCAGGCCAGACACAGCCUGCCAGGCGCAGCCUUGACCUCCUCAAACUGAUGUGGCACAAGCUGGCAGAGCGGUCACUGCUGCCACUGAGUUUGGGUGGAAAAAACGAUCUCUGCCCUUUUCUCGCUGACUACCUUCUCCUCCUUUGUUCUUA
Messenger RNA from Acanthopagrus latus (yellowfin seabream), 5930 nucleotides. RefSeq lists its product as uncharacterized. The record is from RefSeq and is a predicted model, not a curated record. The coding region runs from base 89 to 871 and encodes 260 amino acids. The transcript is spliced from 8 exons. Lineage: Eukaryota; Metazoa; Chordata; Actinopteri; Spariformes; Sparidae.